Triticum dicoccoides is the source of this 629-nucleotide messenger RNA. RefSeq lists its product as uncharacterized. Bases 111 to 377 code for a protein of 88 amino acids. The transcript has a single exon. The record is from RefSeq and is a predicted model, not a curated record. NCBI's taxonomy places the organism in Eukaryota, Viridiplantae, Streptophyta, Magnoliopsida, Poales, Poaceae.
AACACCCUCCCAAAUCCUAUCCCGCUAUAUAAACGCGCCAGAUCCACCGCCUCUCCACCAAGCACAAAUUGGCCACGACCAACACCCACAGCCCGGAUCCAGAUCUUGUUAUGGUAGCAACCUUCUUCUGCGUCGGCGGCUCACAGGGAAGGGAAGGACUCCACCGUCGAGCCGAUUUUCGGAGCGGAUCGUUCGUCGGUCAUCAGGCGAUGGCUCGCGCGGCGAACGUCGACGCGCCCGCUGCCGGCGCGGCGCAGGGCGGGGCGAGGAAGGCGGAGGGGUUGGCGGCCGUGGCCGGCGACGGCAGGAGGGUCGACCAGGCCGUGGCGUACCUGCUCAUGGCCGCCGCGCUCGCCGUCACCUACCUCGUGCACUGAUCGGUCGAUCGGUCGACGGACGACAGUCGGCAGCUAGGAGAAUUCAUGUUCGUGUGGCCUCAUCUUUGUGUAGAUCUUUAGCGAGGAAAAGAAAAGGGAUUCUAUUACUUUUGUAUCUCUGUAGCUAGUUGGAAUCAGUUAGAUUCGUAGGUGAAUCGCCUGUUCGUGUCGUUUCAUCCAUGUUCGUUCUGAAGGUCUCUUGACAUGUUCGUGGUCAGGCCCAGUUAAUUGAAGAACUAGGUUGACGUCUCC